Molecule: messenger RNA, 1110 nt
Organism: Phlebotomus argentipes
Lineage: Eukaryota; Metazoa; Arthropoda; Insecta; Diptera; Psychodidae
Product: phosphomannomutase-like
Exons: 2
Coding region: 294-1049 (251 amino acids)
Biological process (GO): mannose metabolic process; protein N-linked glycosylation; GDP-mannose biosynthetic process
Cellular component (GO): cytosol
Molecular function (GO): phosphomannomutase activity
Source: RefSeq, a predicted model, not a curated record
AGAAUCGCCGGCUGUGCAGCCGAUGACAGUGGCACAGAAGCGAUAAGGAAAAGUAAAUAUUUCACUAUCAUUUCAUCAGAAAAUUUCACGCACAUCCACAACGAAUUGCCCAGAGACUCUCAAGCGAGCGUCACAGAGAGGAAGAAAUAAUCUCUCUAUUCGGUGGAUUCUGUGAUGAGAAAUGUACUGAGCAAGACACGUAGUGAAAGCUUUCAGCGAAAGUAACUGAGAGACACUGAAGGCGUCUUUGGAUAUUCUGUCAAUCUUCACGUGAUCCAGAAGGCGGGUUCAUCAUGACAAAUCUCAAGCGAGACGAGAUUCUUCUGCUCUUCGACGUGGAUGGCACUCUCACAGGGCCCAGGAUGAGAAUAACUCCUGAAAUGGAGGAUUUCCUGUACCUCAAAGUCCUCCCAAAGGCCACACUUGGCGUCGUGAGUGGAUCGGAUUUGGAGAAGUUGUUUGAGCAAAUUAGUCGCGAUAGAAUUCAGGAGUUGGACUAUGUUUUCCCGGAAAAUGGACUUGUUCACAUUGAGCGUGGUCAGGAGAAGAGUCGACAAUCGCUGCAGAAUCACUUGGGCGAGGAGAAGAUUCAGGAGUUUGUGAAUUUCAAUCUUCAGCAUCUCUCGACGAUCAAAUUGCCACUCAAACGUGGCACGUUCAUUGAGUUCCGGAGUGGAAUGAUUAAUAUCUCGCCCAUUGGGAGGAAUUGCACGCGUGAGGAGAGAAAUGCCUUUGCGGAGUACGACAAGGAGCACGAAGUGCGGAAAGGAAUGAUUGAGGUGCUGAAGAAGCAAUUUCCCAAUAUUGAUCUCACUUACAGUAUUGGUGGGCAAAUUAGCUUUGAUGUCUUCCCGAAAGGAUGGGACAAAUCCUACUGCCUUAACCAUGUCACGAAAGGUGGAAACUUCAAGGAGAUUCACUUCUUCGGCGAUAAAACCGAUCCAGGUGGAAAUGAUCAUGAAAUCUUUGCUGAUGCACGAACUGUUGGACACACUGUCACAUCUCCGGAGGAUACGAAAAGAAAGUUGCAAGAACUCCUGGGAGUUUAAUGUGAAACUAUUAAGCCUUUCUACUAAUAUCUCUGAUUGUAAAUGCACUUUAUCACAUAAA